CAAAUAAUGGAGCAAAAUAGUAAUGAUCAGUUUAACGCUGAUGAAUUGGAGGCCCCAAAAUGGCUUACCAAGGAGUUCAUUACCAAAGUUUUGAGCCAAUAUGAGAAUAAACCUCAACUAGAAGUACUCAAUCUGAAAAUAUCACCUGCGAGUGCCAAGGGAGAUCAUUAUGCAAGUGUAAUGUUCCGUGCUUCAGUCGAUUACAAGUCAGGGGAGAACAAAUUGUUCAAAUCGCUGAUUAUCAAAACAAUACCUGACCAGGACGGACACAAAAAGGAUAUAUUGAGCGCAGCACCGGUCUUCAAAACGGAAAUUGGCAUGUACGGCAAAGUAUUGCCCAAAUUUGAGAAAAUUCUUCAACAAGUGGGUGAUACGACGAAACUUUAUGUGCCCUGCAUCUACCAGAAUAUGGAGCCUCGUCAGGUUUUGAUAUUUGAUGAUUUAAUUCCACUUGGUUACAAAGUAAUGCGGGGUCGUGAAGCAACGUUCAAGGAGCUGCAGUGUUCUCUGUCUAAGCUGGCCAAGUGGCAUGCAGUUAGCAUGAAAGUCCAGAACGAGGAACCAGACUUUUUGAAGGAAUUUAAACAUGGAAUGGUAGAGAUGCCUAAUUUUGCAGAAGAGCCAAUGGUUUCCAUGGGAAUGGAUAACUUUCUGCAAUUCUUAAAGAGUCACCCCACCUUGGCCAAAUACAUACCACACUUUGAGAAGAUGAAAGGGAAUUAUCUGCAACACCUAUAUAAUUACAUGACAGAGCAUCGCAACAAUCGUCGUGCGGAUGGCUAUUAUGUCCUUUGUCAUGGGGACUUUCAUCUUAGAAAUAUGAUGUUUAAGCACGAUAAGGAAACAGGUAAUCUUCAAGAUUGCAUGCUUCUGGACUUUCAGAUGUGUAAUCUGUGUCCCAUCACUGUUGACGUUGUAUAUGCCAUCUACAUGUUAAUGGGCCCAGAACAACGGGCUAAAGAUUGGGAGAAUCUAUUAAACUAUUACUUUUCCAUAUUAUUGGAAACUUUGAAGAAAAUUGGCUAUAAAGGUGAUUUUCCCACUUCAGAUGGAUUUUGGAAGCAAAUUUAUCGAUCAAAAUAUUUUGAUUUUUUCAUGGUUUCCACACUCUUGCCUAUGAUUUGGGCUAUGAAGGUACAAAGCAUUGAUAGAUCUGAGGUGGUUCAGAAAAACGAGUCUCGCCAGAAAUGUUACGAGAUUCCAGGACUUGUGGAAGAUAUGAGCAUUAUAUUAGCUCGAUUCGAGAGGCUUGGCUAUUUUGAAAAUCUUUAAAACUAAAAUUAAUAUUUUUAAUAAUAAAUAAAA
Molecule: messenger RNA, 1305 nt
Organism: Drosophila willistoni
Lineage: Eukaryota; Metazoa; Arthropoda; Insecta; Diptera; Drosophilidae
Exons: 2
Coding region: 7-1272 (421 amino acids)
Source: RefSeq, a predicted model, not a curated record